GCGUGUGUGCAUCCAUGCAGGCUGGUGGCCCAGGUGAGUCCAUAAGAACAAAGUCUAGAAGCGCAUCAUGACAAGGGGAGUGGGCAACAUGUCUUCACUGGUCUUCCUCACAGUGAGCGUGCUACUGGUCGCUGUUGCAUUUGUGGACGUGAGUGCAACUGGCAGCGGCUAUGUUUAUGUGAAACCACCUGGCUGCACGAAAGACAAUGAGUGUUCCUAUGGCGAGAAAUGUUGUAACGGAGACUGCAAGACGUGUGCUUGUUGCACCGACGCCCACUGUGGCUAUGGAAAGAAGUGUUGCAAUGGUGCCUGCUCCACUGCCGCGUGCUGCUCUGACAGCCACUGCGGCUAUGGAACGAAGUGCUGCGGCCGCCAGUGCAAGUAGUGCUGCAGUGACAGCAACUGUGGCUAUGGAAAGAAGUGCUGCGGAGGAGUCUGCACCAGUGCCCAGUGCUGCACUGACAGCCACUGCGGCUAUGGAAAGAAGUGCUGCGGCGGCCAGUGCAAGGAGUGCUGCAGCGACAGCAACUGUGGCUAUGGAAAGAAGUGUUGCAAUGGUGCCUGCUCCACUGCCACGUGCUGCUCUGACAGCCACUGCGGCUAUGGAAAGAACUGCUGCGGCGGCCACUGCAAGGAGUGCUGCAGCGAUAGCAACUGUGGCUAUGGAGAGAAGUGCUGCGGAGGAGUCUGCACCAGUGCCCACGACAGCAACUGUGGCUAUGGAAAGAAGUGCUGCGGAGGGGUCUGCACAAGUGCUCAGUGCUGCUCUGACAGCCACUGCGGAUAUGGAAAGAAGUGCUGCGGCGGCCAGUGCAAGGAAUGCUGCAGCGACAGCACCUGUGGCUAUGGAAAGAAGUGCUGCGGAGGGGUCUGCACUGGUGCUCGGUGCUGCUCUGACAGCCACUGCAGCUAUGGAAAGAAGUGCUGCGGUGGCCAGUGCAAGGAAUGCUGCAGCGACAACACCUGUGGCUAUGGAAAGAAGUGCUGCGGAGGGGUCUGCACUAGUGGUCAGUGCUGCUCUGACAGUCACUGCAGUUACGGACAGAAGUGCUGCAGUGGCCAGUGCACGGAGUGCUGCUCUAGCAGCCAAUGUGGCUAUGGAAAGAAGUGUUGUGGAGGCUCAUGCAAGAAGGUGGAGUGCUGCGCUAACAGUGACUGUCCGUAUGGCAAAACGUGCAUUAACAACUGCUGUAAGAACUAGUAAGAGGGCCACGGGCCACUACAAGACAAGAAUUUCAAAGCCAUAUCUAGGGGCUAGUUUGAUAGUUUGCAAGGAAUGUAAUGCAACGCAAGUUGAACUGCAAGACGGGCAACUAUAGCAUGCAAUAGCAGGAGGGCAUCUAUAGGUGGAUUUGCAUCUGUAGCGGACAAUAAUAGCAGGAAUGGCAACCAUAGC
This is a messenger RNA of Chara braunii, 1396 nucleotides long. The record is from the annotation of a GenBank genome assembly. NCBI's taxonomy places the organism in Eukaryota, Viridiplantae, Streptophyta, Charophyceae, Charales, Characeae.